Molecule: messenger RNA, 3283 nt
Organism: Mytilus californianus (California mussel)
Lineage: Eukaryota; Metazoa; Mollusca; Bivalvia; Mytilida; Mytilidae
Product: xaa-Pro aminopeptidase 1-like
Exons: 23
Coding region: 71-1924 (617 amino acids)
Molecular function (GO): metalloaminopeptidase activity
Source: RefSeq, a predicted model, not a curated record
AUAGAAAAGAUUUCAGUUGACGAUCGAUUUGCCGGUUUGUAAAGAUUACUGUUUGUAGAACGAAAUAAACAUGGUGGUGAAAAAUACAACAACCAUUCUCAAGAGACUGAGAGCUCUGUUGAAGAACACAACAUAUGUUACGGAACAAAUACAUGCAUAUAUUGUACCAUCAGGAGAUGCCCAUCAGAGUGAAUACAUAGCCCCAUGUGAUUGUAGAAGAGAAUUUGUAUCAGGAUUUUCUGGAUCAGCAGGAACAGCUGUAAUAACCAGUGAUAAAGCAGCACUUUGGACAGAUGGGCGAUAUUAUCUCCAGGCAGAGAAACAAAUUGAUGCAAACUGGAUCCUUAUGAAAGAUGGUUUACCAGACACUUUAUCACAAGCAGAAUGGCUGUCAAAGGAAUUACCUGUUGGUGGCAGAGUUGGAGUUGAUCCUUACCUAAUGUCUUCUGAGACUUGGAAACCAAUGGAUAAAGUUUUAAAAGAGGCUGGACAUAUGUUAGUCCCUGUAUCACAGAACUUAGUAGAUCUUGCUUGGGAGGAUAGACCAUCUCCUCCACAGAAUCCAUUGAUGGUCCUUCCUGAUUCGUACACAGGACAGAAAUGGGAAGACAAAGUGCUGAAAGUAAGAGAAAAAAUGAAGUCCAAGAACUGUGGUGCCUUCGUUGUAACACCUCUUGAUGAAUUAGCAUGGCUGUUUAAUUUGAGAGGUUCAGACAUUCAGUAUAAUCCAGUUUUCUUUGGUUAUGUUGUUGUUACCAAGGAAACAGUUGAUCUGUUUAUAGAUGAGGAGAGGUUAGUAAGUAGUGUAAAAGAUCACUUACGUCUAAAUGGCUCAUCUGGUGGUAAAGUUGCUGUUACAAUACAUCCAUAUGGAGAUGUAGGAAAGUUUGUGGCUGAGCUUGUGGAUAAAGUGGAAGGUAAAAUCUGGAUCAAUCCAAAGUCAAGUUUUGCUGUGUUUAAUGCAGUUCCAAAAAACAGAAGAUAUGUUCAGCCAUCACCUGUUACUGCCAUGAAAGCUGUCAAAAAUGCUACAGAAAUAGCUGGUAUGAGGCGAGCACAUCUGAAGGAUGCAGUUACACUUUGUGAAUAUUUCUGCUGGUUAGAAACAGAAGUCCCAAAAGGAACAGUUACUGAAGUGUCUGCUGCAGAAAAAUUGGAAAAUAUCAAAAGAGGCCAGGAAGAUUAUAUCAGUUUAAGUUUUGAUACCAUAUCCAGUACAGGGGCACAUGGUGCUGUCAUACAUUACAAACCCUCAGAAGAAACAGAUCUUCCAUUGAGUACAUCAGAGAUAUAUUUAUGUGACUCAGGAGCUCAGUACAAAGAUGGAACAACAGAUGUUACAAGAACAAUGCACUUUGGAACACCAACUGAUUUUGAAAAGGAAUGUUUUACAAGAGUUCUGAAAGGAAAUAUCAACCUGUGUACAGCUGUUUUCCCACAAGGAGUCAAAGGACACAUGUUAGACACACUAGCUAGGACAUCACUAUGGAAUGUUGGUUUAGAUUAUUUACAUGGUACUGGCCAUGGUGUGGGAGCUUUCCUUAAUGUUCAUGAAGGUCCAUGUGGUAUAAGUCCCAGAGUUUCAUUAACAGAUGUGCCAUUAGAAGAGGGAAUGAUCUUAUCAGAUGAGCCAGGUUAUUAUGACGAUGGAAAGUUUGGUGUCAGAAUAGAAAACUUGGCCCUUGUCAAGAAAGCAGACACACAGCAUAACUUUAAGAACAAAGGAUUUCUAACAUUUGAAACAAUCACCCUAGUUCCAAUCCAGAAUAAAAUGAUUGUUCCAUCAUUACUCACAGAAAAAGAGAUAAACUGGAUUAAUGAUUAUCAUACACAAUGUAGAGAUGAAGUGGGUGCUGAACUGAAACGACAAGGAAAACAAGAGGCCUUAAAGUGGAUGAUGAAAGAAACACAACCUAUUGGUUGAUACAAACUGCCUGAUAUACUGAUAUAUUUGUGAUUUGAAAGUUCAUUUAAGAAAGUUGUCUGAAAGACAUUAUUUGCCGAAGUGGUCGUAGAUGAACUUUAUACAAGUUGAUGCUUUUUUAUUGAUGUAUAUUGUAUAAGAUAGAAAUUCAUUAUUGAAGUUUGAAAUUAAUGUCAGUUUAAAAGGUUAAAUGCAGCACAGACUUGGUUUAGAAUAGUAGAGUUGUUUAAAAGAAAUAAUUAAGAUGCUUUAGCUAACAAUAUAAAUAUUGAUACUGGACUGAAAUAGGUUUCAUGAUGAAGAAUCUGCACCUUUUAAUGGCCUGUAAUGUAGGUUUAGUCUUGUCUCUCUUUACAUAGAUACAUGAAUCUUCAACUUAGAUUUGAUAAAAUAAGAUUUGUGUCAGUGUUACAGAAAUCCUUUUGAUAUCAGUAAUAUGUUUAGCAUGUUUUGGUAAAGUCAGUGCUUCCAUGUCUACAAGACAUAUUAUUAAGUCUUUCUUUUCUGUAAAGAAAUAAUUGUUAAGCCUUUGUUUUGUUUUUUUUCUAAAAUGCUGACAUAUUUUGUCUGAAGCAUGGUGAAAGAAAUAUGAUUUGACAUCUACAAUUGAUCAUGGCUAUGAGAUUUUGUAUAAGAAUAUUUGUAUUAUCGUUAUUUUAAAUAUGGUGGACAAAGGUAAAGGAUAUGUCCUGACCAAUUACUGGAUAUGUUUUAACGAAAAUGCUAUUUGUUAGUCAACUAAAUUUCUGCUUGAAAAAUUUACCACACCAGUUGAUUGUGUAUCAUUUGUAUUUCACAUGUUUACUUCAGGGUACAAUUUGCUAAUGUAUCACAAUAAGGCUUUAACAAUUUUUUAAAAGAAAAUGAGCGACUGCUUUGAUAAGCAGUGUUCAGACAGAAUAGCAAAUUGCAGGUUUUAAGCAUGAACAUUUAAAACAUGUGUUCUUCAUUAAACAAUCCCUUUUAUACAUCGUUCAGCAUAAUUUCAUGAUUUAAAGAGCGAGUUAUUUAUGAGCAAUUUCAUCAUCCAGCUAUGGUACACAUACUUAUUUUUAGUAUUUUUAUUGAUGUAGUACCAGUUUUUGAUAAGUAUUGUUGUCAAUCAAAAUAGACAAUUUUAAGCACAACGAAAUUCAUACUUUUUCAAAUAAUUAUGCUAAACAUUGAUCAGCUUUAAAUUGGGAUUGCGAGUAAUUGAAGAAAAUUACAUCCAAUUUCCAUGUAAUUGUGAUUUAUCUUUUAAUUUCUCUUUUAUUACACUAGAAAUAUCAUUAAUCAGUAACCAUUGAUGUGAAAUCAUAUCAUAUGUUGAUGUUUUCAUACAGAAUAAAUAUGGAAAUAAAGUAUUGACACAAAUGU